Heterobasidion irregulare TC 32-1 is the source of this 1663-nucleotide messenger RNA. Its product is annotated as major facilitator superfamily. The transcript is spliced from 16 exons. The annotation marks the transcript as partial. The record is from RefSeq and is a predicted model, not a curated record. Gene Ontology annotation, cellular component: membrane. Lineage: Eukaryota; Fungi; Basidiomycota; Agaricomycetes; Russulales; Bondarzewiaceae. Gene Ontology annotation, biological process: transmembrane transport. Gene Ontology annotation, molecular function: transmembrane transporter activity.
AUGUCGCCUCCACCGCACUCUCAGGAUCCUGACAACACCGAACUGAAGGAGGCUGCGGUUGAGCACUGCGAAGAAUUCACGCCUGUCGUAGUAGACGAUAGCUAUGGUCCUGGGUCGGCAGACGAGAAACCUUUCGUAGGCAUGCGUCGCUUGCUAAAACGGAAUCCGUCCAUGGAAUUUCGUCGAGAAGUUGCCCAGAUGAACCAGGAGACCCUCGACCCAGCCGAGGUCAAACAUAUCGAGCAGAAGAUCAACCGUCUCAUCUUACCCGCACUCUCGAUCUGUUAUGCCUUUUACUACAUCGACAAAACGACCCUCAGCUAUGCGGCCAUCUUUGGCAUCAAGAAGAGCCUGGACCUCAAGACAGACGAGUACAACUGGCUUUCUUCUCUCUUCUACUUCGGUUGGGUUGCGUGGGCACUCCCGACCAACCUUCUGAUGCAGAAGUUUCCUUUGGGUAAAUACCUCGCUGUCAAUGCAAAGCAACUUUCAUGUAGAAAUCCUACUCACACGAUAUCCAAUCUGACCAUGUGGACCAGCUGGGGUGUCUUGCUCAUGGCCCAAGCCGCAUCACGCAACUUCGUCGAUAUAGCGGUUCUUCGCGUUCUCUCUGGUGCAGCAGAAGCAACCGCGGAUCCUGCCUUCGUUCUCAUCACCUCAAUGUGGUACACUCGCAGGCAACAACCCACCGUCAUCGGCCUUUGGUAUUCUGCAAAUGGCAUCGGAAUUGCAAUAGGUGGCAUUCUGGGGUACGGAAUUGGGAACAUCAAAGCAGCGUUGCCAUCUUGGAAAUACGAGUUCCUGAUCAUCGGAACUCUGUGUAGCGUGUGGGGCAUCGUUCUGUGGAUCGUAAUCCCCGACUCACCUGCGCAUACGCAUUGGUUCACCCGUCGUGAGAGGCUCGUCGUCAUGAGUCGCAAACGCGAUGACCAAUCUGGGUCGGAGAGAAGGCAAUUUGAUGGACAGCAAGCAUUGGAAGCGUUCAAGGACCCUAAGUUCUAUCUGUUCUUUCUGCUCGGGUUCUUCGCAAAUGUCCCAAACGGCGGAACCUCGAACUUCGGUACAUUGAUCAUCCGAGGAUUUGGGUUCACAACUCUGCAGACAACACUGAUGCAGAUCCCCUAUGGAAGCUUCAUUGCUAUUGUAAUUUUCAUCUCUAUAUACGUGAGCCUCAAACUGCCCAAGAACACGCGCACGAUCCUCAUGUGCGUCGUGACCUUGCCAACAAUCCUUGGCUUUGCCCUCGUCGCGUGGCUACCGACACACAUGAAAGUCGGACGGUUGAUUGGCUAUUAUCUCACGGGUGCCAGCAACGCUGUGUUUGUCUUUGCCCUGUCACUCGUUUCAGGGAACGUCGGCGGCGCCACCAAGAAAUCGCUAUGUAGCGCUUCUAUCUUCCUGGGCGUUGCUGCUGGCAACAUCGUCGGUCCUUUCCUCUUCAAAGAUUCAGAAGCCCCGAGAUACGCAACUGGUAUUAUUGGCUGCAUGGUCAGCCGAAUUCUUGAGAUGGUGGUCAUUCUUACUCUCCGAGUCAUAUUCCUCACGGCCAAUAAGCGGCGUGACCGAGCGUUCGCAGAAGGGAGGCAGGAGUACGACCCUGACCCAAAGAACUCUUACCUGAAUGACGUUUCGGAUUGGAAGAACCCGACAUUUCGGUAUAUCG